Messenger RNA from Morchella sextelata, 633 nucleotides. RefSeq lists its product as uncharacterized. The transcript has a single exon. Bases 1 to 633 code for a protein of 210 amino acids. The record is from RefSeq and is a predicted model, not a curated record. Lineage: Eukaryota; Fungi; Ascomycota; Pezizomycetes; Pezizales; Morchellaceae.
AUGUCGGCCAUGAGCGACGCCUCCUACUCCUCCGUCGAGAUGCUCGACACCGAAGACGGCCAUCUCGACCUCCCCCUCACCGCCGACCAAAAGCUGCAGGCCAGCGCCCACCUCGACAACCUCAUUGACGCCACCACCAGCUACCUGCGCGUCCGCAAAGCCCAGCGAGCUGCCAUCGAAGAGGAGUACCGGCAGCGCUUCAGAGCGUUCGAUGACACCACCCACGCGGAGCUGAAGAAGAUUUACCCGGAGCGGGGGGCUGACGAAGCUUCUAGGAUGGGCCUGUGGGUGGGGCUGAUUGAGCGGGCGUUUGCGCUGAUUGAUGAUACGAAUAAGAAUCUACGGGUUGAGGUGGAGGUGGCGAGCUUACUGUCGAGGACGGCGGAGGAGAUGGUGGGGAUUGUGGGGAGGAUUAGGGAGCGGGCGGUGGAGGGGAGGAGGGUGGAGAAGGUGUUUCCGGUGCUGGUGGAGCCAGUGCCAUUGUCGAACUAUAUGAGAUACCGGAGUAAGGAUGCGUGGAGUGGGCUGCAGGUGAUGCAGGAUCUUCUGGAGCAGUGUGAUAGGAAGAUGAGAAAUCUUCUAUCUGGAGGUGACGGAUCAAUUAAUGGUUCUCUGGAUGGGUCGGAGUUCUAA